AUGAAAAUUGAUACCCCCAAGGAUGGUGCGGUUUCAGAUGAAGAGGGCUCCAGGUCCAAGGAUCUCUUACCAUUCUCAAUCUCAGAAAUAGCGGCAUACAUAUGCUCACUGCCCGAUUCCUUUUUUCCGCGUCGCCGGCUUUAUCUCCCGAAGAUUCAAAAGACGCUUGUUUUGGACUUGGAUGAAACACUGGUGCACUCCACAAGUAAAUCUUCACGCAACUAUGACGCAAUGAUUGAGGUUCUUGUGGGAAAGUCUUCUUGCCUCUAUUACGUCUUCAAAAGGCCAUAUGUUGACCUGUUCUUGAAAAAAACUGGCUCGACUCGACAUCUGUUCUCCUUCAAAAACGCCUCUUUAGACAGAAGUGGUGUUUAUUUGAAGGAUCUACGCAUAAUUGAGCCCAAUCUUGCCCACAUAGCACUGAUAGACAAUGCCACUGCAAGCUUCAUCAUCAACCCAGAUAUAAACAGGCUUGCAUGCACUACGCGAAAGCUGUCGCUGGCUGCUUCUCGAUCCAGGCCUGUUGUUUUGGAUCUGGUACAAGCUAUUAGAAAUGAAAACAAGGGGAUGCCAAUGAAUUGGCUUAACCUCUUGAAGUGUCAACCCAUGUUGGGUAAUACACCUCUGAUGGAGCCAAAUGCCAUGCUAAGCAUGGAUGAAAAUACGAACCUCGUCAAAGAUGGCCUCCCCCCACUCCCUCCACAUCACACGUACAAGUCAACACCGGUCUUGGUAAACAGGUCCCUUAAUCAAUCCCGAAUAAUUUUAAAAACAGCAAAGGAGAAACUACGGCUGGAGAAGAACCUUAGGCACCUGAUGCAAAUGUCUCAUUCCGGACACUCUCGAAUCAAUGCCCAUGCACCUGGCUCUUUUUUCUUUAUUCAGGGAUCAAAUCAACCACAUCUUAAGAGAUUUCAAUUUUCAUAA
Mitosporidium daphniae is the source of this 927-nucleotide messenger RNA. RefSeq lists its product as uncharacterized. The record is from RefSeq and is a predicted model, not a curated record. Gene Ontology annotation, molecular function: protein serine/threonine phosphatase activity. NCBI's taxonomy places the organism in Eukaryota, Fungi, Microsporidia. The transcript has 4 exons. Bases 1 to 927 code for a protein of 308 amino acids.